UCGACCGAGUCGCACCGAGUCGGCCCGAGUGCGGCUUCGACCGCCGAGUUCUCCCAUUGGUCACACAUCCGCCCUGUCGUCGUAGUUCGCGUUCAUUCGGUCGCUCUCGUUGUAAACCAAAAGUUAUUCCGGUAGCGUGAACGGUGUGUUGAGGUUGUAAUUCCGCGAUCGGUUGACAUGUGAAUUUUACCUAACCUAACCUUUUAUAUCCGUGCUUCGCGUAUUAAAACUCAUUUGAUUCCCUCUCGUUAAUAAGACAAAUCUGGCUCAUUAUUUUAGUAGCGCGAAUCGUCGAGACAAACAUGAAGACAAAUACAAUUUCCGGAGUAAUCGCGCUCGACCGCGCUUGACUUUAUACGCGUGAUUCGACAGUGAAUUUUGCUUCGGUGUGAACGCGACGUAUUUUCGAUUUCUUGAUUUUUUUCGAUCAGUUUCCCGCCGGCGUAGCGAAAAAACAGAAGUAACUUGCACAUUUUUCAUUCAAGAUGACGUCAUCCGUUUACGUCUCCCGCAUAAACCAAAUCGAUGCCGCUGAACUAGACUUGGAAAUCUACAACGUUCUGAAGAACCAGACCAAAGAAAUCACCAAAUACACUCCACCCGGUAUGAUCGACAAGUGGCAAGCGGAAGUGGACGUUAUUCUGAAAUUUCUCAUAUGGAAGUUUUCGCUGCAUCACGGCUCCUCCACAUUCGGACAGCGACUUCUCAAUCUGCAAUAUGCCAACAUCUCUGAGAAGAAAGCUGUUCUUUACCUGAUCCUAACUGUUCUACCUCACUAUCUAAAAGACAAAUUGUCCACUGUGAGUUCUUCGGAUCACGUGAUCGUUCAGAAAUUGAAAGUUUUCGUCGAUUGGACAGCGAACGUGAUCGGUCUCAUAGAGAUCGUGAAUCUGCUCGUUUUUCUCCAUCGAGGUAUACAACCGCGCGUGAUUGAGCUUAUUCUAGGUCUUAACACUCGGUCGAUAACGACUCAUCGACCCAGAAUCAUUGGCUACUCGUAUAUGACGAGAGAGCUGCUGUGGCACGGACUGAUGGAACUCUUUACUGUCGGCUUACCUAUGAUAAACUUCCACUAUCUGAAGCACGUUGUAACGAAAUUGUGGCGACGUAAGCCAACGAUAAGAAGGUCGUACCCAGUGUUAGACGCCUCGACCAAGUGUGUCUACUGUGGCGAAAAUCCGAUUCUGCCGUCGCACGCCGGCUGCGAGCACAUCUUUUGCUAUUACUGCUUGCGAGCCCACUUCACGGCGAUGAGGGCAUUCUCUUGUCCCGGUUGUAACGUGGAACUCCACACCGAGGAUAUGAAGAGAUACACGAUCGCGAGUACGUUUUCGAGCGACGACGAAGAAUCGGAUGACAGUUUCGUGAAGGUGGACGAUGGAUGAUAAACGUAUGUACAGUUUUAGUUUUCAAAAAUAAAUAAAGUGAUAUGAGCGGUGAUUGGAAUAAUAUGGUGAUGAGUGUAAGUGCACACAAUAAGCUUUAAAUUUAUUAUAUUUUGAUUUUAAUAAAAUAAAAAAACGUAUCUUUGAAUUAAAAAAAAAAACAAAAUUGUUUGAUAUUGCAAAAACAGAACUAGAGUCUUAGAAAAACAAAAUUUGCAGCUAUGAUCAAAGUUGAACAACAAAUUGUUGAAAUAAAACGAGUGUUGAUUUGUCGAAACGCGCGGCAAAUGAAAAUAAAAGUACAAACAUUUUAUAUUAAAAACAUGUUAUAAUAUAAAUAUAAUUAGUACAAUUGUUAAAAGAAAAUUAAAAAUAUAAAAAAAAUGAAAAAAUUACAAAGACAAAAUUUGUCUCUUUGGUUGUACAAUUGUUUGUUGAUAGAUAACGUCAACAAAACAAAGAUAAUAGGAUGUAUUUUUGAUUGUAGGAAAAAGGAAAAGGGAUUGUGUGUACGAUAUUUAUCAAUAUUUAUUUAUUAAAAAUAGCAAUAUACAAAAUCUUCUUUAUUUUUUAUUUCAAUACAACAAAUCCCAAUUAUCGGGCGACUAACAUUUUGUUUCUUUAGUAUUUCUUUAUUUUCGAAAUAAACACUAAUAAUAAUAGAUCAAUAUAUAUUAUUCUGCCUCUU
Molecule: messenger RNA, 2073 nt
Organism: Pseudomyrmex gracilis
Lineage: Eukaryota; Metazoa; Arthropoda; Insecta; Hymenoptera; Formicidae
Gene: Pex2
Product: peroxisome biogenesis factor 2
Exons: 2
Coding region: 486-1385 (299 amino acids)
Biological process (GO): protein import into peroxisome matrix
Cellular component (GO): peroxisomal membrane
Molecular function (GO): zinc ion binding
Source: RefSeq, a predicted model, not a curated record